Molecule: messenger RNA, 798 nt
Organism: Sporothrix schenckii 1099-18
Lineage: Eukaryota; Fungi; Ascomycota; Sordariomycetes; Ophiostomatales; Ophiostomataceae
Product: exosome complex component RRP46
Exons: 3
Coding region: 1-798 (265 amino acids)
Biological process (GO): nuclear mRNA surveillance; rRNA catabolic process; U4 snRNA 3'-end processing
Cellular component (GO): nucleolus; nuclear exosome (RNase complex); cytoplasmic exosome (RNase complex)
Source: RefSeq, a predicted model, not a curated record
AUGACUGCCGUCGCAGAACCGGUGGCCGUGCUGUCACCGCUACCUCGCGCAGAUGGCUCAGCAACUUACUCGUACGCCGGCUACACCGUUUCUGCGUCCGCAAACGGACCCAUUGAGGCCCAGAGACGGGACGAGGACCCCGAUGAAGCUACUGUCGAUGUUGUCGUACGACCAGCUGCUGGUGUAGGAGGUCCUAGUGAGCGGCACCUCGAGUCUGUAUUGAAAAAGACACUGCAAGAGAUCAUUCUUGUGCACGACUUCCCACGCUGCCUCAUUCAAGUCGUCUUGCAAGUGCAGGCGACGCCUGAGAACGACUAUGUCAACACACGGUUGAACAUGCCCGGCCUGAAUAUCGGCGUUCUUCCAGCGCUGCUGCAGAGCGCCAUCCUGGCCCUGCUCUCAGCAAGUAUUCCGAUGCGGACCACGGCGACGGCGGCGUCACUGGCCAUUCUUCCGGAAACGAAAAGUAGCACCCAGACGAAGAUUGUGACCAGCUUCUCCCCACGGGACGCUUCGACCGCUCGGUCGACGCAUGUCUUCGCCUUCUCGGCUCAGGACGACAAGCUCCUGCUCGCCGAAAGCGAAGGUGAGUUCACCAUGGGCGAGUGGGACGAGGCACUCGCCGUAGCAAAGAAUAUGUGCUGUCAGAGCCAAGAGGCUGUCGAUACGUCUGGCGACGGCAUGGCGCUGGACAGCAACGACAUCAGCAACGACACCGACUUGCGUGGUUUCCUCCGCUCAGCGGUCCAAGGGAAAUUGGAAGAUGCUCUCAAGUGGAAAACGGCACCGAGAGAAUGA